UCUACGCAUGCGUUGACAACUAUCAACUUCCGGCACGUUGGCUUACAGAAAAAUGGCAGAUUCGGAUGACAGAAGCACAAUAUUACCCGUAGUUGUUGAUUUCAUUAAACGAAAAUGCAAAGAAUUUGUACCACUUUUGAACCACUCCACAAAGUUCAAGACAGUGAAGACAGAUGGCAGUCCAAAGUUGGAAGAACUGUAUGCUCACUGGAAGAGUGAGGGUGUGAAGAGGAAGAUUCCAGCUGGUGACACUCCUACAAGUGCUAAAAAGGCAAAGAAAGAUGAAUCAAGUAGUAGUAGUAGCAGCUCAGAAAGUGAAGAUGAAGAGCAGAAAAAAACUGUAAAAAACGCAACCCCCACAAAACAAGCAGGGCAGAAAGGGCCUGCAAAAUCACCUGCAGAGCCGAUCAAACGUCUUCACCAGUCCAGCUCCAGCGAUUCAUCCUCUUCAGACAGCGACACUGCCAAACCCCCACCCAAGAAACAAGCAACAGCUGCCAAGCCGCAGCCAAAGAAGGCAGAAUCUAGCUCUGACAGUAGCAGUGAGUCCAGUGAUGAUGAAAAGACAAAGAAACCAGUCCCUGCUAAAGCAGCUAAGCAAACGCCUGUUAAGAAAGCAGGAAGUUCUAGUUCCAGUGAGAGCUCAGACUCAUCUGAUGAUGAAAAGCCAGCAACAAAAAAAACUGUCCCGUCUGUUAAAAAGGCUGUAACACCUGCCAAAGCUAACAAAGGUGCAGAAUCAAGUGGAACAUCUGAUUCUGAUGCUGAUUCUGAAAGUACAGAUGAUGAGAAAGCUUCUGGUAAGAAAAAAGUACUGACCAAGAAAGUUGCAACCCUGGGAAAGACCUACAAUAAUGUUCCGCCUCCAGCAGAAAAAUCUACUCCUGCCAAAACUGCUGCAAAGAAAGAUUCUAGUAGCAGCAGCAGUGAUGAUAGCUCGAGUGAAGAUGAAUCUGCCAAGAAAAAAACUCCAGUUUCUAAGGCAACACCUGCGAAAACAGUUGCAAAGAAAGAUAGCAGUAGCAGUGAUAGUUCAAGUGAAGAUGAAAAACCUACUGGCAAACCUACUCAGUUGAAUUCAUCUGUAAAAACUCCAGUUGCUAAAGUUCCUCCAGCAAAAGCAGCUACAAAGAAAGAUAGUAGUAGUAGUAGUGAUUCUAGCUCCAGUGAAGAUGAUGCUCCAAAGAAAACGCAAACUAAGUCUGUAAGCCCAAAAAAGCCUCAAAUAGCUGGGAUGAAGAAAGACAGCAGCAGCAGUAGUGACUCCAGUUCUGAAGAUGAAGCCCCGAAAGCAAAAACCAUUCCUCAGUCUCCAGCCCCUGCAAAAGCUGCAGUUAAAAAAGCAGAGAGUAGUAGCAGUGAUUCAAGCUCAAGUGAAGAUGAAGCCCCUGCUAAGGUGGUCAAACAAACACCAAAAGCUCAACCAGUUAAACCAGCUGCAAAGCAAGCAGACAGUAGUAGUAGCAGUGAUUCUAGUUCUAGUGAAGAUGAAGCCCCAGCAGUCAAAAAACCUGUGACUCCUGCAAAAGUUGCUGUGAAAACACCACCUGCAAAACAAUCUAAACCUGCUGAUAGCAGUUCAAGUUCAGAGGAAAGUUCAGAAGAUGAGAAGACUACAAAACAGCCAGCCAAAGCUGUUACACCUAAACUGGUGCAGCCAGUAAAACAAAGGCAGGUGGCUCUAGUUCUAGUAGCUCUGACUCCUCCAGUGAAGAUGAAGCACCUAAGAAAGUCAAAGCCAGUUCCUGUGAAGAAAACACCAAAGAAAUCAAGUUCAAGCAGUUCAGAUUCCAGUUCAGAAGAUGAUGAAAAACCAUCAAAGCCAGUGACACCCAAAGUAGCUGGAAAACCUGUGACACAGAAGGUUCCUGCCAAAACUGAUGCAAAAGAUUCCAGUUCCGGCAGUUCAGAUUCAAGUUCAGAUGAUGACGCACCAAAUAGUAAAGCCCAAGCUGUAAAGGGUACACCACAAGCUGCUGUUAAACCAGUUACUCCAAAACUGGUAGCAAAAGACUCCAGUUCCAGUAGUUCAGAGUCGAGCUCAGAGGAUGAAGCACCUAAGAAGACAGCACAACCUGUAACUCCUAAAGCUGCAGCUAAACCAGUUACUCCCAAAGCAACAGCUAAAGAUGCUAGUUCAAGUAGUUCUGAUUCAAGUUCCGAGGAUGAAGCCCCAAAGAAAGCUGUACCAGCAAAAGCAGCAACUCCUAAAGUAGCUUCCAAACCAGCAACUCCUCAAACAACAGGAAAAGAUUCAAGCUCCAGUUCUGAAUCAAGUUCCGAAGAUGAAGCCCCUAAAAAAGGAACACAAGCAAAAGCACCAACUCCAAAAAGUGCAGCGAAACCAGUUACUCCAAAAACAACAGCAAAUGAUUCUAGUUCUAGUUCUGAAUCAAGUUCGGAAGAUGAAGCCCUAAAAAAGUAACACCAGCCAAAGUGGGAACUCCUAAAGUUCCUCUAAACCGUCACUCCUAAAGCCGCAGCAAAGGAUUCCAGUUCAGGUAGUUCUGAAUCAAGUUCUGAUGAGGAAGCCCCUAAGAAGGCAGCACCAGUGAAAGCAGGAACUCCUAAAGCUGUUGCAAAGCCUGUCACUCCAAAAGCAACAGCAAAAGAUUCAAGCUCUAGCAGUUCUGAUUCAAGUUCAGAGGAUGAAACAGCUAAAAACACUGCAACAGUGAAGCAGUUACCCCCACAAACUAAGAAACAGUCUGCUAAAGAGUCAAGCUCAAGCAGUUCUGAUUCCAGUUCAGAAGAUGAAGAGCCUAAGAAAGGUACACCUAAAUCUGUCAGUAAAACAAAAACCCCAGUGUCUCAAAAUAAAAGUGCAAAAGCUGUAACUCCUAAAUCACAAAACAAAAAAGACUCUAGCAGUAGUGACUCGGACUCUAGUUCAGAAUCAGAAAGUGAAAAAGCAAAGACAGUUAAUACCUCUAAGGUAAAUAAAUCACAAAAUGUUUCAAACAAAUCACAAAAUAAAUCGGACUCUAGUUCAGACAGUGAUUCCUCAGACUCAGAUAGUGAUAAGACUAAACCAGUGUCUAAAUCCCCAGGUUUAACACCAGUAGGAGGUAAAACGAAAGCAGGGAAACAGAACGGUCCUGUAACAUCGACGCCAUAUCCAAAAAUGAACGGGAAUGCAGCAGAGGGAUCAGAUGAUUCAGGUGUAAGCUCUGGUUCACAUGAAGUAACCUCUAACAACAAAAACAACAGUCAGAACAACAGUAAAAAUCAGAGAAGACGGAGCAGUCCAUUUAGACGAGUGAAGGAGGACAAAAUUAUGGUAGAUGAACGCUUGAAGGACAAUUCAUUUAAUGCAAAGAGCGGAGCACGAGGAUCGUGGGGUGAGAAAGCCAACAAAGACCUCAUUGUUACAAAGGGUAAAUCGUUCAGGCACGAGAAAACCAAGAAAAAACGUGGCAGUUAUAGAGGUGGAGCAAUUGAUACAAGCAAUGUACAUUCUAUAAAAUUUGAUGAUUAGAGGAUGUUGGUUACAUGACGAAAAAUUAUUAUAUAUAUUGAAAAAUCUGAAGUAUUACUACUGUACCUUAUUGUAACAAUAUUUUCUAUAUGUAGAUAAUGUGUCGAGUCUGUGUAGAUGGUUCGUGAUGCUGUUCGUCAUUAUCUGUUGCAAGAAACCCAAAAUUAUAAUUUUUGAAUAUGUUGUGGUAUUAUGAUUUAGACUUUUGGUGCUACUGUUCCAGUUUCUGUUAAUUAAGCUUUGUUACAAAAUAAUUACAUGUAUGAUAGAUAUAUAUAUAUUUAAUACUGAGAUUUCAUAAAAGAAAAAAAAUAGAGAAGGGCAAGUUAAUUGGUCUUCCUGCUUCUCUGUUCAGAUAUCUAACAGACAUGUUCUUUGCUAGUUCUAACUACUAUAACUUAAAGCUAUUUUUGUUCAGUUGGUUAUGUCCAUUAAGUUAUGACACAACCUGUUUUGAUUACUAAGUCAGCAUCUUAUUGCAACAAUAUCGUUCAUUUAUUGGAUAGAAUGUGGUUAAAUGAAUAUCAACAUCUUAUAUUUAUGAAUUUAAUUAAUUUUAGAUAUCAUUUUAUAAAAAGUUAACCAUAGAAAGUCUUCAUUCACGCAAACCACCAAACAACAAUUCUUUCACACCAGAUUGUUUCCUAGCCUGGAGUAUCAUGAUCUGUACAGGUGGACAAAGUAUGGCAGACAAACGUACCUACCUGUAAUUUCUCUUUAGAACUUGUCAUAAUAUUAUGUUGCAUGAUAGAUCAAAAGAAAAUCUGGAUUAAAAGCAUUCUACAUAUUAAAGUAAAAUGUUAGUCCAUAGGCCCAUAGCAUUUGAAUUGACGAAAUUGCAGCAUGACAAAUUUCUGACAUGAUUCUAGGUUAGGUAUUGAUAUGAAGUAUAUCAGCUCAUAAAUCCGAAAUAGUACAUGUAUAAUAAAUGUCUCUGAAGCUGGUUGUUUUUAGAGAGAGAAAAAUGCAUAAACUUGUUUGAAAUGGUCAUUGAUCCAGGAUUUUGCUUUAAAGUCUGAGGUUUCUUUUCAGGAUUGUAAUAUCUUCCCCUUUUUGCAGCAGUAGUUCCCAAUUAAAUAUGGAGGCUCAGAUAACUGGCAGAAGACUUAGUGGUGUUGCAUUCUAAGAAUUUCUUUAAAAAAUGGUUAUUUAUUAUAUUGUAUUGUAAUUGUUGACAACUGCUCAGCAUAAAUAUAUUUUAAGAAAUACCACGUUUCUCUUUCUGAAUUAUGUAAUAAUUGUAAAUAUAAAUGAAGCAUGUGAGAUAAAGAUUUUUUGCCUCGAAAAAUAUACUAAAAGACCAGUAGAAAUGUUGUAGUUUUAUACUGGUCUGAGGACUUCUGUUGUAAAGAAGAAAGUACUUAAUAUUCAGUUUUAAAUCUAUACACAUAACAGUUACAAUCAUUCUGCUCAAGUUCAUUGUUGUAAUUUACAAUUGAGACAGGAAAAAAUUGUUUUCAUGGCAAAUCCAGAGUGAAAUUGACGAAAGCUGAAACUCGCAUUUUGUUAUUUUCAUUAGUAAAUGUAUGUAUUCAUAAUAUCACUCCCUGAUGGCAUACAUUUGUAAUGGAGUUUGUGUGUUACUAUGUUUAAAGGAUAUGCCAUCCAGUUUGCAUACCAUAUUUGCAUUUUUAGCUCACCUGUCACAAAGUGACAAGGUGAGCUUUUGUGAUCGCGUGGCGUCCGUCGUCCGUCCGUGCGUGCGUGCGUGCGUAAACUUUUGCUUGUGACCACUCUAGAGGUCACAUUUUUCAUGGGAUCUUUAUGAAAGUUUGUCAGAAUGUUCAUCUUGAUGAUAUCUAGGUCAAGUUCGAAACUGGGUCACAUGCGGUCAAAAACUAGGUCAGUAGGUCUAAAAAUAGAAAAACCUUGUGACCUCUCUAGAGGCCAUAUUUUUCAUGAGAUCUUCAUGAAAAUUGGUCAGAAUGUUCACCUUGAUGAUAUCUAGGUCAAGUUCGAAACUGGGUCACGUGGGGUCAAAAACUAGGUCAGUAGGUCUAAAAAUAGAAAAACCUUGUGACCUCUCUAGAGGCCAUCUUUCUCAAUGGAUUUUCAUGAAAAUUGGUCAGAAUGUUCACCUUGAUGAUAUCUAGGUCAAGUUCGAAACUGGGUCACGUGGGGUCAAAAACUAGGUCAGUAGGUCUAAAAAUAGAAAAACCUUGUGACCUCUCUAGAGGCCAUAUUUCUCAAGAGAUCUUCAUGAAAAUUGGUCAGAAUGUUCUUCUUGAUGAUAUCUAGGUCAAGUUUGAAACUGGGUCACGUGCGGUCAAAAACUAGGUCUGUAGGUCUGAAAAUAGAAAAACUUUGUGACCUCUCUAGAGGCCAUAUUUUUCAUAGGAUCUGUAUGAAAAUUAGUCAGAAUGUUCAUCUUGAUGAUAUCUAGGUCAAGUUCGAAACUGGUUCACGUGCGGUCAAUAACUAGGUCAGUAGAUCUAAAAAUAGAAAAACCUUGUGACCUCUCUAGAGGCCAUAUUUUUCAAGAGAUCUUCAUGAAAAUUGGUCAGAAUGUUCACCUUGAUGAUAUCUAGGUCAAGUUCGAAACUGGGUCACGUGCGGUCAAAAACUAGGUCAGUAGGUCUAAAAAUAGAAAAAACCUUUUGACGUCUCUAGAGACCAUAUUUCUCAAUGGAUCUUCAUGAAAAUUGGUGAGAAUGUUCAGCUUGAUGAUACCUAGGUCAGGUUCGUAACUGGGUCAUGUGCGGUCAAAAACUAGGUCAGUAGGUCUAAAAAUAGAAAAACCUUGUGACCUCUCUAGAGGCCAUAUUUUUCAUGAGAUCUUCAGGAAAAUUGGUGAGAAUGUUCACCUUGAUGAUAUCUAGGUAAAGUUCAAAAGUGGGUCGCGUGCCUUCAAAAACUAGGUCAUUAGGUCAAAUAAUAGAAAAACCUUGUGACCUCCCUAGAGGUCAUAUCUUUCAAUGGAUCUUCAUGAAAAUUGGUCAGAAUUUUUUAUCUUGAUGAUAUCUAGGUCACUGUGUCAAAUAAUAGAAAUAACGACGUCAUACUCAGUUCAACACUAGGUCAUGUGGGGAUAGGUGAGCGAUUCAGGACCAUCAUGGUCCUCUUGUUUAUAUGAAUAUAUGCAGAAAAAGGUACACCAGAUUUUGUUCUUACAGAAGUUGUUUAGAAGUUUAAAAUAUAAAUUGUUCCAAUGGGUAAGUUAUUCUCUAACAUGCUCACGUUGAAAUAAUUUGCACCCAGAGGUGAAGGUGUCCAGUCAUGAAAUAAGGUGUAUUAGGCUAACUAUGUCACCCACCACACAGUGGUGUGGGAGACAUAUUGAUUUACUCCAGUCUGUCUGUCACAAAGCUUGUCCGCACUCUUAAGUCGAACAUUUUCCUUCCGAUCUUCACCAAACUUCAACAAAAUGUGUCUGCCAAUAAGUGCUCGGCCAAGUUCGAUAACUAGCCAAAUCGGCCUAGGCACUUGGGAAUUUUGGCCCUUGAAUUACCAAAAAUGGAUCCAUUCGUCUAGACCAUCCAGAGAAACUAGUCAUUUUUCAUUGUUACAAAGCUUGUCCACACAAAGUCGAACAUUUCUCAUUGGAUCUUCACCAAACUUGAACAAAAUGUGUUUGACUAUAAGACCUCGGCCAAGUUCGAUAAAUAGCCAAAUCCGCUUAGGCACUUUCGAUUUAUGGCCCUUGAAUUACUGGUUGGAUCCAUUCGUCUAGACCAUCCAGAGAAACUAGUCAUUUUUCAUUGGGCAGUUGCGGGAGACAUGCGCUUUUCUCAAAAGCAUCUCUAGUUAAUCAUUGUUUCAGCAAAACUGUAUAUUCAUUCUUUAAAUGCAAAAAUUUAGGAGCUUUUGUUUCUCUUAGACAAAGAAUUUAGAUACAGAUAAAAUUUAUUAGGAAUGUGUUAAAAUGGAAAACUUUGGGAGUGUUUGGCAAUGAAUGCACAAAAUUAUGUUACUGGAACAUUAAAGUGACCUCUUGCCAUCUGUUACAAAUAUUGCAGAAAUUAGAAUCACUGUAGAUUAACUUGGUUUGUUUGGAAAUCAGCAUGUAAAAUGUUCAGUUUGAUUCUGAUAAAAUCAUUGUCAUUGAUCACAUUGUGUGUAGAUUGUUACAAAGCAUUGAUCAUGUUUUACUUUCAUCAGUUUGUUCUACUGUGCUUGAACAAAGCUGUAUGUUUGUAGUAAUACAUGUACAUUUCAAUCCAUAAGACUUCCUUCGAAAAAGGGUUUUGUUUUUUUUGAAGUGAUGAGUAAUGAAACAAGUUAAUAAAGUAAUGUUUGGCAUUUUUUGUUUUGAACAGUUUCAAAGAUGAAUUAUAUGUUUGAAAGAGUUUGUACCGAGAUAUUUUUGCAAGACAUACAUUGGUAAAGGAAUUUAAAAGGAAUAAAAGAACUUUCAACAUGA
Mercenaria mercenaria is the source of this 7838-nucleotide messenger RNA. Its product is annotated as nucleolar protein dao-5-like. NCBI's taxonomy places the organism in Eukaryota, Metazoa, Mollusca, Bivalvia, Venerida, Veneridae. Gene Ontology annotation, cellular component: nucleoplasm; nucleolus. The record is from RefSeq and is a predicted model, not a curated record.